UAUGACUUAGAGGAAAGUGAUGAACAAGAUAAAGAUGAAACUCAAGAUAUGAACACAAAGAAAAUUCCUGUCAGAAAAACGACACCAAAGAAAAGACCAAGGUGUGACAUUGGUGACUCUUCUACAUCAACUAAUCCUACUGGGCAGUCUGAUUAUCUAGAGAAAUUGAUUGCCAACAGUUCAUCGAUUGCUUCUUCUAUUGAUUCAAUGCAUGCUCUUAUUGCGAAAGAUAAAGAAGACCGCAAAAUUGAAAAAGAAAUGCGCAGAAUUGAUAAGGAUAAGAAAGAUAACCAAGUAUGGGAUCUUGUUUAUGGCAUGAAUGAAAUUUCUUUGGAAGAUAAGCUGAAAGUAAUUGAAAUGCUGGACAACAAUCACAAGAAGAACUUAUUCAUACGUUUUACUCCUGAAGAGAGAAAGUUGUGGAUUGGUUCAAAGUUAAAAGCAUAAACCUGUCAUCUUUGCAAGUUUCUAUUAGGUUUAAUGGGCUUUUAGAGUUACAACAUUUGAUCGUUUUUCUUCAUAACUAUUAGUAUUUAAUUUUUCUUUUCUCCUAGUUGAGAACUUAUUGUUAUGGAUU
Molecule: messenger RNA, 577 nt
Organism: Papaver somniferum (opium poppy)
Lineage: Eukaryota; Viridiplantae; Streptophyta; Magnoliopsida; Ranunculales; Papaveraceae
Exons: 2
Coding region: 49-447 (132 amino acids)
Source: RefSeq, a predicted model, not a curated record